UGAACAAACUCCUUUAAGAAUGUCAUCUCCGUAAAUAAGUUUUAUAAUCUACAAAUUCAAAUUUAAUCGAGCUUUAAUACAAAUAUCAAAAGUUGAAUUUUUAAAAUAACCACACAAAAUAAUCCCUUUGCACCCACGGUUCCAUCAAAGGCCAACAAAUAAAACCAUAUACCACCACAUCCACUUCUUUAUCCACUCUUCUACUUUCUUCAAGAAAACAACAUUGGUGACACCAAACAAAAAAAAAAGAUUCUUGUUUUUGAGUAAAUUUGAACAAAAAUGGCAACAAUAACAGUAGUUGGUAGUCACAGGAUAUUCUCAGUGACCAAAAGAGCUGCUUUACCAAAGUUGAAACUGAGCUCAGAGUUGAGUUUUAUGACAUCCCAAUUGAGUGGUCUCAAGAUUUCAACCACCCAUUUGAGCUCUCCUGCUAAACUUUCUGUGCCUUCCAAGAAACCCCUUCAACCUGUUGCUCGUAGAGUUUGCCCCUUCACUGGCAAGAAGUCUAACAGGGCAAACAAGGUCUCUCAUUCAAACCACAAAACGAAAAAGCUGCAAUUCGUAAACCUUCAGUACAAGAGAAUUUGGUGGGAGGCAGGGAAGCGAUACGUGAAACUGAGGUUGUCAACAAAGGCCAUAAAGACCAUUGAGAAAAAUGGACUUGAUGCUGUAGCCAAGAAAGCUGGAAUUGAUCUCAGCAAGAAGUAGAACCUGGACACAUGAUGUAGCAUAUUUGUUUGCACACUAAUUUUGAUGCCCUCAAAAACCAAUACUUUGAUAUUCUUUGGCAUUGCUUGUUCAGUUAUGAUUAUAUGUGCUUUCAAUGCUAUUACUUUCCACAAA
Molecule: messenger RNA, 843 nt
Organism: Capsicum annuum
Lineage: Eukaryota; Viridiplantae; Streptophyta; Magnoliopsida; Solanales; Solanaceae
Product: 50S ribosomal protein L28, chloroplastic
Exons: 2
Coding region: 280-708 (142 amino acids)
Biological process (GO): translation
Cellular component (GO): ribosome
Molecular function (GO): structural constituent of ribosome
Source: RefSeq, a predicted model, not a curated record